AUGGGCAGUACUGAAUAUUUGUUGCCUGAAAUUUCUGCAGGAAAACAGAAAACAAUAGUGUUAGCGAUGGACAAGACUCUUCUCUACUUGACUCGCUGUCGUAAAACAUCAUGUAGUUGGUCUGAGUUAGUUAAAUUAGGAUCAACUGAUAUAACUGCUCAUUUGCAUAAGAGACCCCACGUAGACAGCCUACUUGAGGCAUUGGCAAAACUUAAUUAUGAAAUUAUAGUUUUCACUUCAGCCGAAAAAGAGUAUGUAGACGAUAUCUUGGAUAAAGUGGAUGUUAAUAAAGUCAUAGAUUAUCGUCUGUAUAGAGAUUCAUGUACCAAAGUGACAGAAGGCUCUGUAAAAGAUCUGUCUAAGCUUGGAAGGGACUUAAAGAAUGUUAUUAUAGCUGAUGAUAAUCCUGUGAGCUAUAACUUGCAGCCAGAAAAUGCUUUUCCCAUAAAACAAUUUGUGGACUAUGAAUGUAAUGAUACGGAACUUUUGGAGCUUAUUGAUUUCUGUAAAUUGGCUGCAGAAGCUGAGGAUGUAAGAGAAGCAUUUAAAAUGCAGUUGAAUACAUGUAAUGACGACGAUCAGACUUCUACGAAUGUGAAGUCAGAGUCUUCUGAGGAAGGAGAAUGA
Messenger RNA from Cryptomeria japonica (Japanese cedar), 627 nucleotides. RefSeq lists its product as uncharacterized. The transcript has a single exon. Bases 1 to 627 code for a protein of 208 amino acids. The record is from RefSeq and is a predicted model, not a curated record. Gene Ontology annotation, molecular function: phosphoprotein phosphatase activity. Lineage: Eukaryota; Viridiplantae; Streptophyta; Pinopsida; Cupressales; Cupressaceae.